CCUUGACAAUACGUCGACAUCAAAUUUCUUAACAGUAUCGGCUAAGUAGUAUAAAAUACCAAGGCAAACAAUAAUUCAGCAUCAGUAACUUGUCUAACCAACAAUGAGAAGCCUUCUGGUGUUGUGUGGGCUCGCGGCCCUCGUAGCCGCGGUUUCCUCUCGGGAGAUCCGGGAAAAAAGGGAAGCCGAUCUCGAGGUGGCAGCUUCCCACCACCACGGCCACGGCGGAGGGCACCACGAGGGCGGCGGCCACGAGGGUCACGGACACCAUCACCAUGACCACGAGGGGCACGACCAUAAGGGACACAAGGGACACCACGGCCAUCACCACGGCCACCACGGCCACCACGAUCAUCACGGACACAAGGGGCAUCACGGCGAGCACGGCGGACACAAGAAACAUCACCACCACGAUGAGGGCUAUCAUCACCACCACGGAAAAGGAGAGCACGGCGAACACGGCCACGGUCACGACGAGCACGGUCACUGGCACAAGGGUCUCGACACAAAAGGCCACCACGGCAUCGAGCAUCACGACGAAUUCAAGAAGGACAAGCACUUCCACGAUCACCACGGAGAGAAGGGACACCAUGACCACUACGGCGGCCACCAUCAUGAGGGCGGACACCACAAGGGCGGCCACCACCACCACGGCCACAAGCACCAUGGACACCAUGACCAUGAUCACGGCAAACAUGGCCACCAUGAACAUGGGGGACACCAUCACCACCACAAGGGACACCAUGGAGACGAUGGCCAUCACGAACACCACCACCAUCAUCAUGGGCAUGGCGAAAAAGGAGAUCAUGGGCACCACAAGCAUUGGGGUCACAAAAAGGGACAUUAA
Messenger RNA from Maniola jurtina (meadow brown), 847 nucleotides. RefSeq names its product histidine-rich glycoprotein-like. The record is from RefSeq and is a predicted model, not a curated record. The coding region runs from base 104 to 847 and encodes 247 amino acids. The transcript has a single exon. NCBI's taxonomy places the organism in Eukaryota, Metazoa, Arthropoda, Insecta, Lepidoptera, Nymphalidae.